AUGGCGGUGGGGGACUACCUGGCGACGGUGGCAGCGGAGCUCGUGAGCCUGGCGGUGGCGGACUGCCUCGUCCUGGUGGCGUCGGUGCCCAACGAGAUCGCCAGCUACUACCUGGUGGGCAACCAGUGGCUGUGGGGCGACGUGGGCUGCGCCGCCUUCGUCUUCUGCCAGAACCUCGGCAUCAACGCCAGCGCGCUCAGCCUCGUCGCCUUCACCGUGGAGCGCUACAUCGCCAUCUGCAGGCCGCUGCGGGCGCACGCGCUGUGCUCGGUGUCGCGCGCGCAGCGCAUCUCGCUGCUGGCGUGGGCGCUGGCGGCCGCCUACAGCGCGCCCUGGCUGGCGCUGACGUCGACGCGGCCGCUGCGCUACCGCGGCCUGCCCGACCUGCGCGCCUGCGACUUCCGGCUGCCGCGCGCCCACUACCUGCUCUACUUCUUCUGCGACCUGCUCGCCUUCUACGUGGCGCCGCUGCUGCUGUCCUGCGUGCUGUACGCGCUCAUCGCGCGCGCCCUGUUCCGCCGCGGCGCCUCCCGGGGCAUGCUGCACUGA
Molecule: messenger RNA, 549 nt
Organism: Schistocerca cancellata (South American locust)
Lineage: Eukaryota; Metazoa; Arthropoda; Insecta; Orthoptera; Acrididae
Product: thyrotropin-releasing hormone receptor-like
Exons: 4
Coding region: 1-549 (182 amino acids)
Biological process (GO): G protein-coupled receptor signaling pathway
Cellular component (GO): membrane
Molecular function (GO): thyrotropin-releasing hormone receptor activity
Source: RefSeq, a predicted model, not a curated record